Molecule: messenger RNA, 1704 nt
Organism: Adineta ricciae
Lineage: Eukaryota; Metazoa; Rotifera; Eurotatoria; Adinetida; Adinetidae
Source: the annotation of a GenBank genome assembly
AUGGUUAUAGGUGGACACACUGUAUUCGUGUCUAGAUUUCAAUGCGCACGAAGAAUCAAAUAUUUUAAUGUGCACGAGUUGAAAGUAUUGCAUUCUCUCAUUCGAAUGGCUUCAACUCUAGUUGCCUCGUUCACUUUUGCUCAAACUAUUCUUGUUCAAUACGUUGCAACAAUUUUAUUCGUCUUCGGUACAAUCGGUUCCAUUCUCAAUAUUCUCCUGUUUUCUCAACAGAAAUUUCGUUCAAACUCUUGUUCCAUUUAUUUUCUUGCGUCAUCGAUCGCAACAUUGAUCUUACUAUUCCCAGGUGUUAUUCCUCAAGUCUAUGCUCUCACUAACACUCCAAAUCCAGUAUUUAAUCAAGGAUUCUGCAGAGCUCGCGGUUAUUUAACACAAAUGAGUGCGAUGCUCUGUCAAUGGUUGUUAACGGUCGCAUGUAUUGAUCGUUGCUUAUUAACUUCCACGAAUCCUCGUCUUCGUCAUCUGGCGACUGCGCCAAUAGCACUGAAAAUAGUUUUACUACUAUUUAUAAUGUGGCUUCUCAUUCCUAUUCAUAUAUUGAUCUUCGCUGAUGCUCGCAGAAUCGGCUAUAUUUCGUGCAUGAUGUCAACUGAUGCAUCGGCUAUUUAUCAUACUAUUUACACUAUUCUUGCUGGUGGGGUAUUCCCACCGUUGAUUAUGUUAAUAUUCGAUCAAAUUUCAUAUUUAUCAAUUAAUAGCGAAAACAUUGCUAUUACGAAUACAGAUUUAAUUGCAUCAAAUGAAUUGGAUGAAUCUCUUGCGUAUUUUCAAUCAGAUGUUGGUACUCAGUCAUCUGAUGAUCCUCAACCUGAUCACAUUCAACAUGUUACGCCUGGAAGUAGUGAAAUAAAUCAACGAGAUAUGUUAGCUACGUACCUAUUACAAAUUGAGUUCCACCUCAAAUCUUGUCAAAAUUUAAUCAAAGAUUCCACUCGAAAUGAUAUUCCACAUAAAGAAUUUGUUGAAAAGACUCAAUCGUUUGUUAUUGAACUAAAAACUAUUCUUGGUUCCCUUGAUACAACUUUUCAUGAACAAAUUGAAGAAAUUAACGUUCAGUUUUCCAAUGUUGAAUUUGAGGGUGUGUGGUGUGCCAACUCAAACUGUUUACCAUUCGUUACUACUACUGCACCAAACAUCCUCCAAUGUCAAAUCCACUGUUUACGGCAACCCCAAUGUAAAGCAACCACUUUUGAAAAGACAACUUGCAAAUGUCAAUUGUUUAACAACACCGCAGAUCAAAAUAGCAACUUGCAAGCAAACAUACAGGCCACAACAAUGAUAGUCAUCUCCGGAACACGAAUGCCGCCAGUUCAACAGCAAUCACAUCAAGCUCAACAUCAACUAGUUCAACAGCAACCACAUCAAGCUCAACAUCAACUAGUUCAACAGCAACCACAUCAAGCUCAACAUCAACUAGUUCAACAGCAACAACCUCGAUAUCAACGACUGCAUCGGGUUGUGAGUCAACUACAUCAAGCUCAACAUCAACUAGUUCAACAGCAACCACAUCAAGCUCAACAUCGACUAGUUCAACAGCAACUACAUCAAGCUCAACAUCGACUAGUUCAACAGCAACCACAUCAAGCUCAACAUCAACUAGUUCAACAGCAACAACCUCGAUAUCAACGACAGCAUCGGUUUGUGGUACGUAACAAACGAAAUAAUGAUCGUUUUGCUAUGCGCUGA